Molecule: messenger RNA, 654 nt
Organism: Hemisphaericaspora subhashii
Lineage: Eukaryota; Fungi; Ascomycota; Pichiomycetes; Serinales; Debaryomycetaceae
Exons: 1
Coding region: 1-654 (217 amino acids)
Source: RefSeq, a predicted model, not a curated record
AUGAUUAAUACAAGUAACAACAGUAGUAGUACUACAAUGGUUGGUAGUAGUAGUAACUCAUCAUACAAAUUACAAUAUGAUAGUAUAUUACAACAAUAUUAUUAUGUUAAUUUAAAUGAUAAUACAAUAACAUUUGAUUCACCAUGUGAAGUAAACCAUACGAUACAACAUAAGAAACAUUCAAUAAUACCAAAGUUACUCAGAAGAAAAUUAUCAUCACCAUCUUUAUGUAAUUACACUACCACUACAACAGAACAACAUCCGCCUUCAUUAUAUCGUAGAAUAAGUAAUGCAUUAUCAAUUAAAUCAAAUAAGUCAACAUCACAAGAAUUAAUAACAACAACAACUAAAAGUAUACAACAAUCAGAAGAACAAGAGUCACGUGUUAUUGAGGGUAUUGAUGAUGAAUAUCUUAUUAAUAAUGUAACUAAUUAUAAGAAUUUCUCCGGUACUUCAUAUGAUUAUAAUAGUGAAUCAGAAGGAGAACUUGAAUCAGUUGAUAGUGAAGAAGAACUUAAUGAAAUUAUACCUUAUUAUUAUCAAUCUCAAUAUGUAUUAGAACAUCAACAAGGUGAUACCAGUGUAUAUGAUAAUUAUGAUAAAGAAUUAGAAAGAAGAGAAUUACGCUUACAAAUGUUAAAAGAAUUAUAUUAA